GCUCACCUCCCGCCUGGUGGCGGACCCGUGGUCAUGCAGACCCAGCAGCCAGCAGCGCCGAGUACGUGUCCCCGCAAACCCUCCCGGAGCCUCUCUGGUUCACUUUGUGCCCUGUUUUCUGAUGCAGACUCGGGAUCUGGGAUGAAGGCGGAGCUUGUUCCUCGGCCUGGGGCAGGGGGGAGGGAGAUGACCCAAGAAGAAAAGCUGCAGCUUCGGAAGGAAAAGAAACAGCAGAAGAAGAAACGAAAGGAGGAAAAGGGGGCAGAACCAGAAACUGGCUCUGCUGUAUCUGCAGCCCAAUGUCAAGGCCCGACCAAAGACCUGCCUGGACUGGACAGUCAGUUGGGCAGUGCCAAGGAGAAAGUUCCAGCAGGUCGGAGUAAGGCUGAACUUCGAGCUGAAAGGCGGGCCAAGCAGGAGGCUGAGCGGGCCCUGAAGCAGGCAAGAAAAGGGGACCAAGGAGGGCCACCUCCUCAGGCCUGCCCCAGCACAGCUGGAGAAACCCCCUCAGGAGUGAAGCGUCUACCCGAGCAUAGUCAGGUUGAUGACCCCACGCUUCUGAGGAGGCUUGUUAAAAAACCAGAACGACAGCAGGUUCCUACACGAAAGGAUUAUGGAUCCAAAGUCAGUCUCUUCUCCCACCUACCCCAGUACAGCAGACAAAACUCUCUGACCCAGUUUAUGAGCAUCCCAUCCUCUGUGAUCCACCCAGCCAUGGUGCGACUCGGCCUGCAGUACUCCCAGGGCCUCGUCAGUGGCUCCAAUGCCCGGUGCAUUGCCUUGCUUCGUGCCUUGCAGCAGGUGAUUCAGGAUUACACCACACCUCCCAGUGAAGAACUGUCAAGGGACCUAGUGAAUAAACUAAAGCCCUACUUCAGCUUCCUGACUCAGUGCCGUCCCCUGUCAGCGAGCAUGUACAACGCCAUCAAGUUCCUUAACAAGGAGAUCACGGGUGUGAGCAGCUCCAAGCGGGAAGAGGAGGCCAAGUCAGAACUUCGAGCAGCCAUUGAUCUAUAUGUGCAAGAGAAGAUUGUGCUUGCAGCUGAGGCAAUCUCACGCUUUGCUUAUGAGAAGAUCAGUAAUGGAGAUGUAAUCCUGGUAUAUGGAUGCUCAUCUCUGGUAUCACGAAUUCUUCAGGAGGCUUGGGCUAAGGGCCGGCGGUUUCGGGUGGUAGUGGUGGACAGCCGGCCACGGCUGGAGGGAAAGCACACACUACGUUUUCUGGUCCGUGCUGGGGUCCCUGCCUCCUACCUGCUGAUUCCUGCAGCUUCCUAUGUGCUCCCAGAGGUUUCUAAGGUGCUGUUGGGAGCUCAUGCACUCCUGGCCAACGGGUCUGUGAUGUCACGGGUAGGAACAGCACAGCUGGCCCUGGUGGCACGGGCCCAUAAUGUGCCAGUGCUGGUCUGCUGUGAAACAUACAAGUUUUGUGAGCGUGUGCAGACUGAUGCCUUUGUCUCUAAUGAGCUAGAUGACCCUGACGAUCUGCUGUGUGAGCAAGGAGAACGUGUGGCCCUGGCUGACUGGCAGAACCACUCGUCCCUACGGUUGUUGAAUCUGGUCUAUGAUGUGACCCCGCCAGAACUGGUGGAUCUGGUGAUCACGGAGCUGGGCAUGAUCCCUUGCAGUUCUGUACCUGUUGUGCUGCGAGUCAAGAGUAGUGACCAGUGAGUGGGUGAACACAGGGUCAAUAAAUGACAUACUCCCUACACU
Messenger RNA from Lipotes vexillifer (Yangtze River dolphin), 1710 nucleotides. RefSeq names its product eukaryotic translation initiation factor 2B subunit delta (gene EIF2B4). The transcript is spliced from 12 exons. Bases 34 to 1668 code for a protein of 544 amino acids. Lineage: Eukaryota; Metazoa; Chordata; Mammalia; Artiodactyla; Lipotidae. The record is from RefSeq and is a predicted model, not a curated record.